AAAAGUUUUCUGCGAGUUUGAUUUGCAAAAAAGCGAAAAACUUGGUCGUUCAUCGUUUUUCUUCGUUUUUCCGGUAAUUUGGAGCGUAAUACAGGUGAAAUUCAUUAUAAUUUCAUUGUAGUCCACUUACUAAUAGUGCACCUUUUCACGACCAUGACGAGGCCAGGCGAAAAUGGCAAGGAUCGACGACGGAGCAGAUCGCAUUCGCCACCGGAUCGGAAAAAGAGGCGGUCCCGGAGUCGCGAGCGCGACCGGGAACGUACGAAAACUUCGUUCCGCUUUAAGGAUUUCGGCGGCAGGCGCGAUCGGGAGAGAGAUCGCGAAAGGGAACAACGGGACCGCGAUAGGGAGAAGGAACUGGAGAAAGAGCGCUUCAAGGAAGCGGAACGGAAACGCGAACGCGAGAAGGAACGGGAAAAGCUGAGGGAGCAAGCCACCAAAUAUGCUCAAAGUGUAAGCAGCAGCGGUAGUGGAACCAGCAGUACCGGCUUCCGUCAAUCCAAGUUCGAUCAAAAGCCUCCCGGAUAUGUGGAGAAGGAGAUUAAAAAGCCGGUCAAAGAAGAACCGAAAGAGAAGGAAGAGACUUUUGAUCUCUCCGUUCCGAUGGAUAAGGAAGAGGAACAACGAAGGCUGGAACAGGAAAUGGUUAAGCGAAGGGAGCGGAUUGAGCGCUGGCGAGCCGAAAGGAAACGGAAGGAAAUUGAAAUCAAGAAACCGAGCGUUUUGACGGGAGUCAAUAUUCCGAAGAAAUGGAGCUUGGAGGACGACGAGGAGGAUGAUGAAGAUGACAUCAAAGAUAAGGCAAACAAUAUGGAUGAAGAGGAUGACGUAGAUCCCCUGGAUGCAUUCAUGAAGGAAGUCAAUGAAGAGGUUCGAAAAGUGAACAAAUUGCCCACAUCCGCUCCGAAGGCAGAUGGAAAGGCAGCGUCUAGCUCCGGUGUAACCAUUAUCACGGGUGUGGCAAAAAAGAAUACCGAAACCACCAAAAAAGGUGAAUUGAUUGAACAAAAUCAAGAUGGGUUGGAAUACUCAUCUGAAGAAGAACAAGAGGAUAUAAAAGAUACAGCCGCGAACCUGGCAAAUAAGCAAAAGAAGGAACUGGCCAAAAUCGAUCAUAGUGGAAUCAACUACUUGCCGUUCCGGAAAGCUUUUUACGUUGAAGUGCCAGAAAUUGCCAAAAUGACGCAAGCGGAAGUAGGUGUUUAUAAAACCGAACUCGAAGGGAUCACCGUAAAGGGCAAGGGAUGUCCCAAGCCCAUUAAAACGUGGGCCCACUGUGGCGUGUCCAAGAAGGAGUUCGACGUUCUGCGGAAACUUGGAUUUGAAAAGCCUACCCCGAUUCAAUGCCAAGCCAUUCCCGCAAUAAUGUCGGGUCGCGAUCUGAUCGGCAUCGCCAAAACCGGCAGCGGCAAAACUUUAGCUUUCAUCCUCCCGAUGUUCCGGCACAUUUUAGAUCAGCCCCCGCUGGAGGAUGGUGACGGUCCCAUUUCCAUUAUCAUGACCCCAACACGCGAACUUUGCAUGCAAAUUGGGAAAGACAUAAAAAAGUUUGCCAAAUCGUUGAACCUACGAGCGGUUUGCGUGUACGGUGGAACCGGAAUUUCGGAACAGAUUGCCGAGCUCAAACGGGGAGCGGAAAUCAUCGUUUGUACUCCGGGACGAAUGAUUGAUAUGUUGGCUGCAAAUUCCGGUCGCGUGACUAAUCUUCGUCGUGUAACUUAUGUGGUGUUGGAUGAAGCCGAUCGUAUGUUCGAUUUGGGCUUCGAACCGCAAGUGAUGAGAAUAAUCGAUAACAUUCGACCGGACCGGCAGACGGUGAUGUUCAGUGCUACAUUCCCACGGCAAAUGGAAGCUCUUGCAAGACGAAUACUGAAGAAGCCAAUAGAAAUUCAAAUUGGAGGUCGCUCGGUGGUUUGCAAAGACGUGGAGCAACACGUCGUAGUUUUGGAAGAGGAUGCCAAGUUCUUCAAAUUGUUAGAACUGUUGGGGCUCUAUCAAGAACUUGGCAGUAUCAUUGUCUUCGUAGAUAAGCAAGAGAAUGCAGACAUUUUACUGAAGGAUCUAAUGAAGGCCUCUUACCCUUGUUUGAGUUUGCACGGAGGCAUCGAUCAGUUCGAUCGAGAUUCGACUAUCGUUGACUUUAAGCAAGGGCGCGUUAAGCUGCUGAUCGCCACUUCCGUUGCUGCGCGAGGUUUGGACGUUAAACAGUUGAUUUUAGUUGUGAACUACGACUGUCCGAAUCACUAUGAAGACUAUGUACACAGAUGUGGUCGUACAGGACGUGCUGGUAAUAAGGGAUUUGCGUGGACUUUCUUGACUCACGAACAGGGACGAUAUUCUGGCGACAUCAUACGGGCUCUUGAGUUAUCCGGCGGUACGGUUCCCGAUGAUCUGCGAAGCUUGUGGGAUACCUACAAAGCAGCUCAGGAAGCGGAAGGCAAAAAAGUGCACACGGGAGGUGGUUUCAGCGGAAAAGGCUUCAAAUUCGACGAACAGGAAGCUGCCGCUGUCAAUGAACGCAAAAAGUUACAAAAAGCUGCUCUUGGACUGCAAGAUUCAGAUGACGAUGACGAUCUGGAGCAGGACAUCGACCAGCACAUUGAAAGCAUGUUUGCUACCAAACGCAUCGUAAAGGAAGUGGAAGCUCCGGUUAUAACACAAUCGGUAUCCACGCCGGCACCAACAACAACAAAUUCCGACAAACUGGAACUCGCCAAGCGACUGGCCUCGCGUAUCAAUUUGCAGAAAAAUCUCGGAAUGGAGGCUAAGGGUGCUACCCAGCAAGCAGCCGAAGCUAUUCUCAAGGGAGGAACCACCCAACAGCUCAUCACGGCCAAAACUGUGGCCGAACAAUUGGCGGCUAAGCUCAACACCAAACUUAAUUAUCAACCGAAGGAUGAGGAUGAAACACCCGUCGAAACGAACGAAACCGUCUUUCGUAAAUACGAAGAGGAGCUGGAAAUUAACGAUUUUCCACAGCAAGCCAGGUGGAAAGUUACUUCAAAGGAAGCGCUUGCGCAAAUCUCCGAGUACUCUGAAGCUGGUCUUACGGUGCGUGGUACGUACGUGCCAACUGGUAAAACUCCUCCCGAGGGAGAACGCAAGCUGUAUUUGGCUAUUGAGAGCUGCUCUGAGUUGGCAGUGACGAAAGCGAAACGGGAAAUCACUCGGCUGAUCAAGGAAGAACUUCUGAAAUUGCAAGCAUCGUCACAUCAUGUUAUCAACAAGUCACGAUAUAAGGUUUUGUAAAGUAAAACCUAAAUUCCGAUGUAGGACGUUCAAAAUAAAGUUUAGAUUAUUCAAUAUGAGAAUAA
Molecule: messenger RNA, 3314 nt
Organism: Aedes albopictus (Asian tiger mosquito)
Lineage: Eukaryota; Metazoa; Arthropoda; Insecta; Diptera; Culicidae
Gene: Prp5
Product: probable ATP-dependent RNA helicase DDX46
Exons: 5
Coding region: 154-3249 (1031 amino acids)
Molecular function (GO): RNA binding; ATP binding; RNA helicase activity
Source: RefSeq, a predicted model, not a curated record